This is a messenger RNA of Venturia canescens, 2271 nucleotides long. RefSeq names its product annexin B9-like. Gene Ontology annotation, cellular component: cytoplasm. Gene Ontology annotation, molecular function: calcium-dependent phospholipid binding; calcium ion binding. NCBI's taxonomy places the organism in Eukaryota, Metazoa, Arthropoda, Insecta, Hymenoptera, Ichneumonidae. The record is from RefSeq and is a predicted model, not a curated record. Bases 798 to 1769 code for a protein of 323 amino acids. The transcript is spliced from 7 exons.
UUUUUGUCGCAUAUGUGGAACAUUUGAUUUAUUUAGCUCGAUUUAUAAUGAAUUUAUGAUAGUAAAUAUGAAUAGAUUUUAACGAUUUAACAAAAGUUGAAUCGAGUUUAAUUUAGUUAGUUAAAGAAACAGCGAUCCCGUCAAAUUGACCGGUAUCUCCGUACAUAAUUUUAGAUUUGAAGGAAUAUAAUGAAGACGAAGUUGCCGGAACGAGUUCCAUCGAAGAAAUUUUCCUUCUAUACUUUUUCGAUGUUCGCGUUAUUAGAAAAUUUUCUUGAGUCUAUUGCUAUGCGUCGAAGAAUCGUCGGUCCGUCCGCGUACGUUCUGUGCUUUGCGGUACGAUAUACGUCGCAUUUGGUUGCCGAGGAACGACAGCGUCGCAUUCUCCCUUUUCGACGUUCUCUUUUGGACACGGUUUAUUCCACACACACAGAACUUACCGGGAGAUUCACUAUUCUUCCACCACUUCGAGUGUUUGGUGAGACGCGAGACGCGAGAACGCUUCCCAAGAACAACUGUGUCUCUACCACGUCAUCGUCGUGUGCAUGAGCCGCUCCUAACGUUCGAGAAUCGUUGGAAUCGGAGAGAAGCCAGAACUCGACGAGGAGCUGGCUGGUACGCCGCGCCAGAAAGCCGGUAGCUAUAUUUCACCGCAGUGUGAAACCAGUGAAACAUCAAGCGAUUCAGUUCAGUUGGUCUUUGACUUCCGAGCGUUCAACGUCAGGUUUGAUACUCGGUUUAUUCGGCAAAUAAUUCUUCGACCACACCCCUCGUAAAGCUCAAAUACGAUUUCCAAGAUGUCUGCCAACCAGUACUACCAUUUGCAGUGCACACCAACGGUGUAUCCCGCGGACCCUUUCGACCCGGAAGCCGACGCUGAACUUUUGCGUACGGCGAUGAAAGGUUUUGGAACCGACGAACAGACGAUUAUUGACAUUCUGGCUCAUCGUGGAAUCGUGCAGCGACUUGAAAUAGCCGACAAAUUCAAAACUAUGUACGGCAAGGAUCUCAUCUCCGAGUUGAAAUCCGAACUCGGGGGAAAUUUUGAGAAAGCGAUUCUCGCCCUGAUGACACCCCUCCCAGAAUAUUAUGCCAGCGAAUUGCACCAUGCGAUUUCGGGAAUGGGAACCGACGAGGACGCGAUUAUCGAAGUUCUCACGUCGCUCAGCAAUUACGGAGUCAAAACGAUCGCAGCUGUUUACAAAGAUCUUUACGGCAACGAUCUCGAAGACGAUCUCAAGGGCGAAAGUUCCGGUCAUUUUAAGAGACUUCUCGUUUCUCUUUCUUGCGCCAAUAGAAACGAAGAUACCGACGUCGACGAGGGCGCAGCUGUCGAGGACGCUGAGAGACUUCUCGCUGCGGGUGAAGGACAAUGGGGAACAGAUGAGAGCACUUUCAACGCUAUUCUCAUCACGAAAAGCUAUCCUCAGCUUCGAAGAAUCUUCCACGAGUAUGAAAGAAUUGCCGGACACACUCUUGAGGAAGCAAUCAAACGAGAGUUCUCGGGAUCCCUCGAGGACGGCUACCUCGCUGUUGUGAAAUGCGCCCGUGACAAAACUGCAUACUUUGCUGAGAGAUUGCACAAAGCGAUGGCAGGAAUGGGAACCACGGACUCGACGCUUAUUCGCGUUAUCGUCGCGAGAUCGGAGAUCGAUCUUGGUGACAUUAAAGAUACCUAUCAGCAAAUGUACGGAAAUGCUUUGGCUGCUGAUAUCGACAGUGACUGCAGUGACGAUUUUAAAAGGCUUCUGAUCGCUCUAGUGAAUUAAAUAUACGUGUAACGAAGAAAAUGUCACGUUGUUUGUUGUAAUACGGGAAUUAAUCAUACGCUUUUGAUCAUCACACGCACCUUUCUCUUUCUUCUCGUUCUAAAUUAAUUAAAAAAUUCAAUAUUGCACGUAUACGAAGAACUUAUUCGAAAUGAAAACACGAGCUUUCGAUUGUGCACCAAUCAACGUUUGGAAUACACGAGCGUAUACUCUUGUAUCUUUGAUUUCAGAGCGAUUGCGCCGACGAAUGGAAAAGGCUGCUGAUCGGCCUUCUUAACUAAAUUAAAAUUAUUCAUUCGCAUUCCAAAGAAUUAUAUAAAAUUGUUGUAUGCAAAAUAUUCCAAUUUUAUUAUACGAUUCAAUCUUCUUUUGCUUUGUGCUCGUUAUCAUGGAUUAUAAUACUCAUACUUGCUAAAUUAUUUAUCAGAAACUUAUAAGAAUUGUGGAAAUACAGAGAUACGAUAUACGAGAAAAUAAAAUGUGCAUUCGAUUCGCCUGAAAA